This is a messenger RNA of Gadus morhua (Atlantic cod), 4927 nucleotides long. It is a transcript of the gene nyap2a, whose product is annotated as neuronal tyrosine-phosphorylated phosphoinositide-3-kinase adaptor 2a. The transcript is spliced from 6 exons. Gene Ontology annotation, biological process: neuron projection morphogenesis; phosphatidylinositol 3-kinase/protein kinase B signal transduction. The record is from RefSeq and is a predicted model, not a curated record. Bases 645 to 2444 code for a protein of 599 amino acids. Lineage: Eukaryota; Metazoa; Chordata; Actinopteri; Gadiformes; Gadidae.
UUGCAGCCUCCUGUUCCACGGUUAGCAGUGAUAUAUACACAUGCAUCUGAAGUGUGUGAGUGUGUAGCGGGUUGUGUGUGUGUGUGUUUGUGUGUGUGUGUGUGUGUGUCUGUGUCUGUGAUCGGGAGAGACCUCAUGCGGAAUUCUGACUGGAAUUACUCUUCCUCAUCUUCCUCUCAACAUCCUUCCUCUUCCUCACUAACCAUACCUUCCUUUUAUUCCUAAGGGAAAAAGGAAGACACAUCUCACUCUCUCGCUUACUGCCUCCCCCCUAUCUCUCUCUCUCCGUCUACCUAAGUCUCUUGUUCACUGUCUCCCCCCCAUCUCUCUCUGUCUGCCAAACUCUCUCGCUCACUGUCUCUCCCCCUCUCUCUCUCUCUGUCUGCCUAUCUCUCUCUAUCUAUCUCUGUCUGACUAUCGAUCUAUCUUUCUCUCUGCCUAACUGUCUCUCUCUCACUGUUUUCCUAUCUCUCUCCCUCUGUCUUCCUACCUCUCUUAUCCUGGUGUAUAUCAGUCCACCACCUUAGAGAGACUUUGUGUAUAUUUGUGUCAGUAUCUGGAUAGGGAGAUGACUCCUCUCUCCUCCUCCUACCUCCUCCUGGCUUCCAUCUGAGGUUUGCAAUACAUACUACUACAGUGUUGUCAUGACAACCAGAGGUAGUCCGGAGAAAGAAGAAUCCUGCACCAGGUUUUGUCAGUACAUUGAGGACAACAGCCUUCGCACAUACGAUGGUCUGGUGAUCCAGAACGCCUCGGACAUCGCCCGGGAACAUGACCGUGUACGGAAUGAAACCAACUGGGCCUAUCUGCAGGAAAAACACCAGAAGAAGAGAUGGCAGGAUGAAGCUGUUAGGAGGAUUGGUGAUGAUGUUACCAUGGCAACGGAGUCGUCCUACUCGGGGAAGCACUUCCGGAUGGGGUUCAUGACCAUGCCGGCUUCCCAGGAGAGGCUUCCCGCCCCCUGCAGUCAGGGCUUCACCGUGCGCUCCCAGUCCCUCCACUCGGUGGGAGGAGGAGACGAUGACCCCAACGCCCGCAAGCACCCGCCCCCUAAACCCAAGAGAGACCCAAACACCAGGCUCAGCACGAGCUCUGAGGCCGUUAACGGGGGACCGGGAACCUCGGACGACUCCCUAGAGAUCCUGGAAGCCAGGGGUAAGUUCCAGCCUUACAAUGACGAGAGCAAGAAGAUGCCACCUCCCAAACCAAAACGAGACCCCAACACUCAGCUUAGUACAUCCUUUGACGAGUCUUACAUCGUUUACAACCAUGGCAACAAAAAAUCUUCUUUGCCAAGGGACAAAGGUUCUACUCGAAGCCAGAGUCCACUAUCCAGAGACACUGAUGGGGAGGAGCCUGUUUACAUUGAGAUGGUGGGGAACAUCCACAGAGACCUCAGGGGCCAAGAGGCCCCGGAAGACGACCAGAGUGAGGGUGUUUAUGAGGAGAUGAAGUACACCAUGUUGGAUGAACUCAUGCAGGACUCCAAAUGGGACAACAGUUGCCAGACGGUCGUACUGGAGCCAGACUUUUUGUUCCCUCCCCAGGGAUCUCUCUCUGAUAUCCCUGCACCUUUCCCCAAUCUCCUAACCCACCGCCCCCCUCUCCUUGUCUUCCCCCCGACUCCUGCACAGUGCUCACCAAACUCUGACGAGUCUCCGCUCACUCCCUUAGAGGUCACCAGACUGCCCAUGUUGGAACAUGUGGGUGUCCCCCCUGAGACACCGAAGAAGUCGUCCCACCGCCGUAAAAGCAAAGACAGGGAGAGAGACACCAUCACCCCGUCUGGCCGUUCAUCUGCUCCACCACUUGCCUCCAACCUCUAUAAUUCAUCUGGCCCCUCCCACAGUGGUCAGGGGUACCCCCGCAGCCAUUCGGCAUGUCCCUCCCCUGUUAGCAUGGGACGCUGCCUCACCCCUCUCACUUUAAAGCGUCCUCCCCCUUAUGAUAGUUUGAUGGCAGGAGGAAGCAUGCCACGCUCGCAUAAGUCCCAAGAUGGAGCUAAUAAACUCCAUAACUCCAACUCUGCCAACGGCUCGCUGCAAAAUGUUUCUGCAAGGUCGCGAACCCCAACAAGCCCCUUGGAGGAAGUGAGUAAAGGAUCAACAGGGAGAAAAGGAAGAGAGGGAGACGCAGAGUCCAGGACUGGGUGCAGACUGGGACGCUCAGCAUCCACAUCGGGGGUGCCCACCCCAGGUGGGACGCCUCAACGCUUCACCCCACAUCCGGCCCUCAGCCAGAUGCCGUGGAUUUGUGGCGAUGCUACUAUGAUGCAGAUGAUCGAGAAGAAGAGAGUUCUGUGUGGAGAAAUCAAGUGUCGUCAGGGAACAGAGAAGAGCCUGUAUAAGCAGGACAGCAUGCCCAUCUUGCCCAGUUGGAAGAGAAGGCAGCCUCCACCCUACCCUUCUACCAAAACUGCUGUCAUCUGGGAUACUGCUAUAUGAAAUCACAGAGCCGACUAUACAUCAAACACACAACAUGUGUGAGGAGGAGGAGGGGAAGGAAAGCCAUACUGUUGUAGCAAAGCGUCCCAAAAAAAGGAAAAGGACUUCAACAAUACUUCCUGAUCACCCCAGCCCUACUUCCUGUAGCCCCUUACCCUACUUCCUGGUGACCCUAAGCAUACUUCCUUUUAAAGGUGUUACGUGUACGAUUUGUCCAAAUUAGUCCUCCACACAUUAGGGGGCAGCAUAUUACCAGAAAGUGAAAGUUGUCCAUCCACAUUGUAUUCUAACUGGUCUGGAAAGCGUUUUGGUGAAUUGCGUAUCAUCCAACAACGAACUUAACAUAUUUACACUGUCAGUAAUGUUUUAAAAUGUGCUACAUUUAUAAGCCAUCGCUACAUAGCCAAAGUUAGCACUAACAGCUGUUUCCAGAGGUGGAAAGCAACGCUUGAAAGAAUACGCCCUCUGGGCGGUGCUACUUGCAUCCAUUCAUGUAUGUCUGAGGGUAGACUGGAAACUGCAGUGACGCUGACCUCUUGUGGUACAAAGUGGUAUUACGAGACAUUACGGCCCAGCGGUAGCGGGGCUAGCUGCUAUCUUAAAAAAAAUAUCUCUGAAACAUCAUACAGAAAGGUAUUGACAUUACGUCAAAACGGGUAUUUCUUCACUUUCUGUUGAUAAUGGUAAAAGUUCCUUUUUUAAAUGUCUAAAGUAGUAAUCUUACUCGUUACACCUUUAAAAAAGAUCUCCCCCCCCAAACCCCCGCCACCACAUCGACAGCCAUUUUAGAAGAUCAUUGUGCUCCCUCAACCAAUUGUUGAAUACUCGAUACGGCCACAAAGGAUGCAGAAGUGUAUCCUAACAGGAAGUUUGUGAUUCUUCCCUCACGUCAUCAGACAUUGACACGUCAUUCUGCCACAUGGACGCAAAAAAAAAUUGCUUUGCUACAAAGUCUGAACUUGUGAUAGGUCAUAUCCUGCCCUCAGCUGGAUCAUUCGAAAAGGUUUUAAGUGGGACCUAAUUUGAUGUCACGUUACUCUUACCCCUACCUUAUAGAUUUAGAAAACAUAUGCAAUGUAUUUCUUGAACAGAUUAAAAGAAUCAUCUUAAUGUCACAAUGUUUAAGAUUGAGCCCCUUCAAAUUAGUUGGCGUGAGACCUUCGAUCUAAAGAAACUGUUUUCUUUCCACUCUAACUGUGAAACUGUGUGACGUAAACUAGCGUGGUUUGGCUGGAUAAAAUGUGAUUUGAUUGAUAACAUUAAUGUGAUCACUGCCAAUCAGCAUUGACUACAGAUAUGUCCAGGUUACCUUGAAUUACGAGCUAGUUGAGAUGUUACCCAUUUCGAAUUGAAGGAUGUAGGCUACUUCAAAGUACUAAGUAGGCCUACUUCAACCACGGGACAGGGAUGGUAAAUGUACUAAAACUGGACCAGAUUUUAGUAUCUGAAGCACUCUGGUUUCCGUUUGUAGUACUGAGCAAUGUUUGAGCGGGCUUUGGUUGCAUUCAGGUAAACAGUCUGUGGAAAGCAACAAUCUCCGAACACAUCGUCUAUCGUCUGACUACAUUUCCGUUUUUUUUAUUAGCUUUUUUUUAUCUGUUUAAACAGAUCAGCCAAAAUGUGGUCUUGACCUGAAACCCCUUAAAAAUUUUCAAAACAAUAACCAGCGCACGGAAGAGAAAAUCGGUGCUUGGAUAUUUGUUAUCCGGCUAGAUCGGAACCCCAUAAAUAUUGUCGAAUGUCCGUAGUCAUCGUCGAAAGCUAAGCCUAUGGUUUCCGAGAUUGGGGUAAGGGUGACAAAAUGUCCCAUUCACGCGUCAUAUUCAGCCAUGAAUUCAGCACUACUUCUUAAAGCUGUUCAAUUACUUAUUUUACAUUCACUAUUGAACAUUGCUGGCUAGGCCCAAGAUGUACCCUUUAUUUAAAUAUUGAACAUAACAAACAUUUAAGUCUACUAAAUAUCUCAUAACAUUUAAAGAUAAAUUACGUUACUUAUUUCUACAGAUGAUUUAUUUAUUAUCAACUGUAGCAAAUACUACAGAUGUUCCCUGCUCUCAAUGCUAUGAAUAUGUAGGGGCCCUCUAAGAAGUAAAGGGCUGUGAAACUGCUGUGAAAAGCUGUGAAACUGUUUUAAGGGGUCAGUCUGUUGAAAAUCUCAGAUGAUGAGAGGUAACGAUGUAAAAAGUAAAGGACAUAAAAGAAGAUUGCUAUCAUUAUAUAAUAGAGAAUGAGAAAGAAAGGAAUGGAAUUGGAAUUCUAAAUAUUGAUUGACAAUUAACACAUAAACCUUAGCUGCUGGACCAAUAAGCUCUCCUACAAAAAAACGCCAUUGUGUUUGUAAAAUUGAAACGUGUUUACAGUAGUUAUACCGAACACACACACACACACACACACACACACACACACACACACACACACACACACACACACACACACACACACACACACACACACACACACACACACACACACACACACACACA